CUAUAACUCUUGCUCUUAAUCUCUUAUGGAUUUAAAAUUCUCUUUUCAUUGGAAAACAUUUUUCUUUUGCAGAUUAGCUCAAAGAAUUGUGCGAGGAGAUGUUCCUGAACCUCUAUUGAAUCGGAAGUUGAUCUCUUUGGAUAUGGGUUCAUUGCUUGCUGGUGCUAAAUUUCGUGGAGAUUUUGAGGAAAGGCUGAAAGCUGUCUUGAAGGAAGUCACUGCUUCAAAUAGGCAGAUUAUUUUGUUUAUUGAUGAGAUCCACACUGUUGUUGGCGCAGGGGCUACUGGUGGUGCACUCGAUGCUGGUAAUUUGUUGAAACCAAUGCUUGGACGAGGUGAGCUCCGUUGUAUUGGAGCAACCACACUAAAUGAAUAUAGGAAAUACAUCGAGAAGGAUCCUGCUCUUGAGCGUAGAUUCCAGCAGGUGUUCUGUGGUCAGCCAUCUGUUGAAGACACAAUCUCCAUUCUUCGUGGGUUGCGUGAACGCUAUGAGCUCCAUCAUGGUGUUAAAGUAUCUGACAGUGCCCUUGUUUCAGCUGCGGUUCUUGCAGACCGAUACAUUACAGACCGCUUUUUGCCAGAUAAAGCAAUUGAUCUUGUUGAUGAAGCAGCAGCAAAGCUGAAAAUGGAGAUUACAUCUAAGCCCACUGAGUUGGAUGAGAUUGAUAGAUCUGUGCUGAAGUUAGAGAUGGAGAUAUUGUCACAGAAAAAAGAGACUGACAAAACAUCUAAAGAACGGUUAAGCAAGUUGGAACAUGAUCUAGAUUCACUAAAACAGAAACAGAAAGAACUCACUGAACAGUGGGAACGUGAGUAGGCUUUCAUGACACGAAUUCGAUCAAUUAAGGAAGAGAUUGAUAGAGUCAACCAAGCGAUGGAGGCUGCUGAACGUGAGUAUGAUUUGAAUCGUGCUGCUAAGCUCAAGUAUGGAACACUGAUGUCUCUUCAACGGCAGCUAGAAGAGGCUGAGAAGGAACUCUCUGAUUUUCGAAAGUCCGGUAAAUCAUUGCUCCAAGAAGAGGUCACUGACCUUGACAUUGCUGAAAUUGUGAGCAAGUGGACUGGUAUACCACUAUCAAACCUGCAACAGUCCGAAAGAGAGAAGUUAGUUAAGCUAGAGGAAGUUCUCCACAAGAGGGUUGUUGGACAGGAUAUUGCUGUCAAAGCAGUGGCUGAUGCAAUCCGCCGUUUGAGGGCAGGGCUAUCAGACCCAAACCAGCCGAUAGCAAGCUUCAUGUUUUUGGGCCCUACUGGUGUUGGCAAGACAGAGCUUGCCAAAGCUCUAGCAGGUUAUUUAUUCAACAUGGAGAAUGCACUUGUAAGGAUCGACAUGAGUGAGUACAUGGAAAAACAUGCAGUUUCACGCUUGAUAGGUGCUCCCCCUGGUUAUGUUGGCUAUGAAGAAGGUGGGCAGCUGACUGAAGUGGUUCGCCGAAGACCAUAUUCUGUAAUCUUGUUUGAUGAGAUUGAGAAAGCACAUGAUGUGUUCAACAUUCUGUUACAGCUAUUGGAUGAUGGAAGGAUUACUGAUUCACAAGGACGGACUGUUAGUUUUACAAAUUGUGUUAUUAUAAUGACUUCGAAUAUUGGGUCUCAUUACAUCCUUGAAACUCUUCGCAAUACACAGGAUACCAAGGAUGCAGUGUAUGAUAUGAUGAAAAGACAGGUUCUGGAGUUAGCAAUUCAAACUUUUCGCCCAGAGUUCAUGAAUCGUAUUGAUGAGUUUAUUGUUUUCCAGCCUCUGGACUCUAAGGAAAUUUGUAGGAUUGUGGAGCUACAGCUGAACCGUUUGAAAGGCAGGCUUAAACAGAAGAAGAUUGACCUUUAUUAUACAAAGGAAGCUGUUGAGCUAUUGGGGACUUCGGGCUUUGAUCCAAACUUUGGUGCAAGGCCUGUCAAGAGAGUUAUACAGCAAAUGGUCGAAAAUGAAAUAGCUUUGGGUAUCUUGAGAGGAGAGUUUAAGGAUGAGGACUCAGUCAUUGUUGAUGUAGAGGAAUCUCCUACAGCCAAGGACCUUUUUGAGCAGAAGAGAUUGGUCAUCAAGAAACUAGAGAAUGAUUCUUUCGUGGAUACCAUAGAGGCCAAUGAUUGAUAGUUGAUACUGUAUUCCUGAGCUGUAAAUUUUAGUAGUAGAUUUUGUGAAGCUCUCACUGAUCUUUCCACUCAUUCAUUUUUGUUC
Messenger RNA from Telopea speciosissima, 2179 nucleotides. Its product is annotated as chaperone protein ClpB4, mitochondrial-like. Gene Ontology annotation, biological process: cellular response to heat. Gene Ontology annotation, molecular function: ATP hydrolysis activity; ATP binding. Gene Ontology annotation, cellular component: cytoplasm. The record is from RefSeq and is a predicted model, not a curated record. NCBI's taxonomy places the organism in Eukaryota, Viridiplantae, Streptophyta, Magnoliopsida, Proteales, Proteaceae.